Molecule: messenger RNA, 639 nt
Organism: Mycena citricolor
Lineage: Eukaryota; Fungi; Basidiomycota; Agaricomycetes; Agaricales; Mycenaceae
Source: the annotation of a GenBank genome assembly
UGCCUGGGAAGUUGCGCUGUCAUCGGGCGGGUGGUGGCCCUUCGCUAUGCCGGCCAGAGAAGAAGACAUGGGGAUGGGAUGGGACGAGAUGCGAUGCAGAAAAUAGAGCCAGCGAAGAAGCCGAGGUGGACCGCGUGCCGAUGGGGGCAUCCGCUAAUCCCCCAAAUUCCAGCGAAGCUCAUCAAGACCGGAUCCCUCUCGCCCGGUAUGCAUCUCGCGCAAAGACAGAGAAUGCGGAAGCGGGUGACGGGCAUGAGAGCUUCGGGUGACACCGGCUCUGCGACGAGCACAUGAAUAUUAUUCCAGUGACAGGCAAGGCUAAAUGACUCACACCGUCCGCAGAUUCCUCGGAAGUCAUCUCGGAAGGUCAGCGCGCAUCUUCGGAAUUCCGAACGUCGGAAAGACCUCUGAAAUGGUGCACUGGACCACGUCGUGCGAAGAUCACUGGGUAACACCUCGCUCAAUGCCACGCGCUGGCGUGAGGAUGGCUGACGUUCCCUCGCGCCACCACCCAGCAGCGGUCCAGACCUCCCAGCCCUUGUGCAAAAUAGGAAACUGACAUAUCGCGCAUCCGGCUAGAGAGUCUCUGCGCGCGUGGUGCUUCCACGGCGCCACCGAUUGUCAUUGUCGAGAAUCUCG